UGAUCAUAUAAUGGUGUUCGUCAUAUUUACUUCCCUUUGAUUUCAACUUUCCAUUUGUACCGAAUUAGCACUUGAGGUUUACAUGAUUUACUAAUUGGACAGGUUGUUGGAUAAUCUGACCACAUAUUUAGUAUGUCUGAAGCAGCUGAUGAAAAUCAAAAUGCAGGUGCCCGCAAAAAAACAGAGAAUAAGCCAAGUUUGGCACAGGUAAUGCAGAAAGGUAGAGAGGAGAAAAAGCAGCAGGGUGGACGGCAAGCUACAAGUGGGUCACCUAGGGUAGGAGCUGGCAGACAGGGUGGCGUGGCUGAUGGACAAGCUACAAGUGGGUCACCUAGGGUAGGAGUUGGCAUGCAGGGUGAUGUUGAGGAUCAGAAAGAAGAUAUACACAGUGAAGAUAGUGACACAGAUGAAGAAGAGUAUAAUAUGAUGAUUGCUGGCCUCUCUGAAGUUGCAUUAUUGAUGAAGAAACCAGAACCAGUGUUUGGGACAGGUUUUCUGUAUGAUGAAAGGUUUACCCUCCACAAGAAUGACUGGCAAUCUAAUUUUCCAGAGAAACCAGCCAGAGUAUCCAGUCCUUAUCAAAGAUGCUGUGACUUUGACCUUGUUAGCAGAUGUACCAAUAUUGAGGCAAGAUACGGAACAGAGGAUCAGGUACUAUUACAACAUUCACAGAAACAGAUAGACAUUUUACAGUCAGUGACUGAGAUGGAUAUUACAGAGAGGAAAGAACUCUCAAAGAAAUAUGAUUCUGUAUAUUUCCACCAGGAAACUUUCCAGACAGCUAUGUUAUCGAUGGGAAGUACAAUAGAAAUGAUGGAGCAAAUACUGAAGAAAAACGUAAGAAAUGGAUUUGUUUUAUCAAGGCCACCAGGACACCAUGCAAUGACAGAGGAAUUUUGUGGAUUUUGUUUCUUCAAUAAUGUUGCUAUAGCAGCCAAGCAUGCAGUUGAUAAUCUUGGACUGAAAAGGAUAUUGAUUGUGGACUGGGAUAUACAUCAUGGUCAGGCAACCCAGCAAAUGUUCUAUAAUGAUCCUAGGGUGUUGUAUUUUUCUAUCCACCGAUACGAGUAUGGUGAAUAUUGGCCUAGUCUAAGGGAGUCAGAUUAUGACAAUAUCGGAGAUGGUGAAGGCAGAGGUUACAACAUUAAUGUACCACUAAAUCAGACUGGUGUAGGAGAUAGUGAAUAUCUGGCUAUUCUUCAACAAAUUCUGAUGCCAGUCGCUUACCAGUACAACCCUGAGCUGGUGUUAAUUUCUAGCGGUUAUGAUUCAGCUAUUGGUUGUCCAGAGUAUGCUCCUGAAAUAGUUCUUGUGUCCAGUGGUUAUGAUGCAGCAAUAGGGGAUGUUAAGGGGGAGAUGAUGGUCAGUCCUGCAGCAUAUGCUCAUUUUAUACACAUGAUAAAUUCCCUAGCUGAUGGCAGAGUGUGUGCUGUACUUGAGGGAGGUUAUAAUAUAAAGUCCUUGUCAGAGGGUGUGGCUCUCAGCGUGCGGUCAUUGUUAGGUGACCCCUGUCCAUUGCUCAAACCAACUACUGAACCAUCAGACAGUGUUACAGAGAGUAUACUGAAUGUUAUAAAGUGUCUCGCUCCAUACUGGACAUGUUUAUGUUAUCAACCUCAACUGGAUGAGGAUGAACCUUGCGAACUUGAUGGUGUUAACGAUGAUCCUCCAAAAGAUGGCAUUGUGUUUCAAACACCCGAGAACAAGCCAUCUGAAUAUCCGUUGACUUAUGCCUACCCAUAUAAGGUAGAGCAGGAAUAUUUACAGGCAGAUUCUAAUUGGAAUAAUAUUAUAGAUAACUUGAUUGCAGAAACAUCACUAACCGUACCACCUCAUAGGACAUGUUUGGUGUAUGACAAAGGAAUGAAGGCUCACAGAGCUAUUGGAAAUCCAGGUCACCCAGAAAAACCUGAGAGAAUAUCAAGAAUUUAUGACAAACAUCGAGAAUGGGGACUUCUAGAGAGAUGCCUACAGCUACAGUGUAGACUGGCAGAGCAUGAGGAGUUGGAGCUGGUACAUAGUGCAAUGUUUAUUGAAGAGAUGAAAUCAACAGAAAUGUUCAGUCUUGAACAGAUGUCCCAUUUCCAAGAGAGAUUUACACUACCUGGUGAAAAAGUACCAGUUUUUGUGAACAAUGAAUCAUACAUCUGUGCAAGGAUGGCAGCUGGCUGCACCUUAAAUGUGAUAGACUGUGUGCUUUCAGGGCAGGCAAGAAAUGGUGUAGCGAUUGUUAGACCACCGGGACACCAUGCUGAGUGUGAAAAACCUAUGGGGUUUUGUUUCUUCAAUUCUGUUGCAAUAGCAGCCAGAUAUGCUCAAAAGAAAUUUGCCGUGAAAAAGGUCCUUAUAUUAGAUUGGGAUGUUCACCAUGGAAACGGAACACAACAUAUGUUUUAUGAAGAUCCAAGCAUAUUAUACAUAUCAUUACAUCGUUAUGAUGGUGGGUUUUUUUACCCCACAUCAACUGAUGGGAACUACAACAUGGCAGGGAGAAAAGCUGGCCUUGGCUUUAAUGUUAAUAUACCCUGGCAUUAUGGAGGCAAAGGGGAUGCUGAAUACCUAGCAGCAUUUCAACAAGUUAUCAUGCCAAUUGCUUAUGAGUUUGCUCCAGAUCUUGUAUUGGUUUCUGCCGGCUUUGAUGCGGCCAUAGGUGAUCCACUGGGAGGAUGUAAAUUAACUCCUUCAGGGUAUGGUCACAUGACACAUAUGUUGAGUAGUUUGGCUAAUGGCAGGGUUAUUGUUGUUUUGGAGGGCGGCUACAAUCUGGUUUCCAUGGCAAAUUGUAUGGCAACUUGUACAUCAGUAUUACUUGGUGAUCCUGCCCCACCCUGGAGAUAUGAGCAACCUCAACAAAUAGCUGUGAUGACAAUCUGUGAAGUGCUUGAUUAUCACAAGAAAUUCUGGAAAUCUCUCAAAUUUAGGGUUGGUAUACCAGCUAAAGAAAAAGAGGAAAUUAGCCUAAAAGAGACUGACAGUACAGAUAGUAAUAAUAUCAAUAACCUGAGUGAACAGCUUAGCUCAAUUUCUGUUAGUGAACAAAGUUAUAAACCCGAGGUGAAACAUCCAGAAGAGAUCAUGGCAGAGCAAGGAAGCAGUAAUGGUGCAGAAGGAGGAGCUAAAAUUUCUUCCAACAAGGAUCUUCUAAAACACUAUGAAGAUCAAGGAGUUGAACAGAUGUUUGCAGUACAGCCAUUAAAGAAUUGCAAACACCUUGAAGAAGUUACUCCAUUGCCAGAAAGGGGAUUGAAUGUUGAGGACCCCUGUGAAGAAUGCCAAGCAAAGGGAGAGAAUUGGGUGUGUCUUAUUUGUUAUAAGGUGUACUGCAGUAGGUAUGUUAAGGAACACAUGGUGAAGCACGGAAAAGAGGCUAAACACCCAGUAGUUCUGAGUUAUGCUGACCUAUCUGUUUGGUGUUAUGAGUGUGAUGACUACUUGGAUAAUGAGAUGUUAAAGCCUGCUAAGCAAUCUGCACACAAGAGUAAAUUUGGUACAGAUCUUUGUUAAAGGGCAAUAAUAUGAUGUAGAUCAUAGCUUUGAUGGUUGUGGAAUUGAAGGACCAAUCACGUGGCUUCUUGCUUAUCACAGUAUAAAGAGCAAAUAAAGUGUUCCAUCUACAUGUGCUUUAUAAGUUUACUGGACAAGCGUUCUAUCCUACAUGUGCUUUGUUAAAGUAACUGAAUAAUGUGCUUUAUUCAUGUGCUUUGUAAAUCUGAAAGAGAAUCUUCUUUCUUAUGUUAUUUUGUUUGUCAGAUAUAUUUUUGAUGCACCCUUGCAAAAUUUGGUAAAGACUUUCUUGCUCAGUCAUUCCUUCUGUUUGUCUGUUACAUAUCUCAAAGAACCUUCAUUGUUAGACAUCUAAGAUAUUUAAUGUGUUGGUUUCUACCAUUAGCAUUUACCAUUGAGAAGGUUUUCAGGGUCGCUGAGACUAAAAAUAGAUUUUCACUACUUUUCUGCAUAGGACGGCUAUGUAUUUAUUACCAAUAUUCUUGUUCAAACAUGUAUAGGGAUUGUUACUGUUUUAUGAGGUAUCCGUGGCCCAUUGGUUAAGGUCAUUUGCCUCUCACCGCAGAAGGUUCGAUUCAUGCCAGCGUCUUCGAAUUCUUUCAUGUGAGUAAGCUAUAUAGCUAGCUUACAGGAUGUUGGUGGUUCUACUCAGGGGCACCUGAAAGUAAAGCUGGAAAGAUGCCAUUUGACCUUUACUACAUUGGUGCAACAUAAAACCCAACACUGUUAAAAUAUGUUGUAAUAUUCAUGUACAAAUUACUGAUACUGUGAAUCUAAUAUGCUUGAAUUAAAACAGAUAUUAUUAUAGUUAUACCUUCACGUAUUUAGUACUGUAGACAAUUGCUAAAGCUGUGAUAAUAUACAUUGUUUAUAUUGGAAAUUGUGAGUUUAAUACAUUAAUGAAUUGGUAGAUAAUUAUACAUAUUGUACAGGUAAAUUCUAUAAAUUGGUAUUUAUACCCACCAAAAUAGAUAUUUUCUCUCAGUUCAGGGGUGAUAACAAAGAGAUUAAAAAAAUAGACAUGGGCAACGAGUUUUUACUUUACAAUUACAAUAGUUCUCUAGGCAUUUUCUAGAUAAUAAAGUAUAAGCAGAUAAUUUUCUGUACUUUCAACUACCAGUAUUUCAUAGAAUAAUGCAUGUAAUGUUAAGUAUUUUUGAAAAUGUGUAGUUUAGCUGAAAUAAUGUAUAUAAUUAUGCUCUUUUCAGUUGUUAUAAUUUUUUUAUCAAUAGAAUAACAUGUUUUAUAAAGAUAAAGAAUUGUGAAAAAGAUACAUGUAAUCAUUAUCAUAAUCUGAUUGGGUGUUCAUAUUGACUUUUUAUCAGCAGUGCAAUAGCUAUUUUUGAAGUAAAUCAUAAUUAGAUAUAUCACAAAAGUUAAAGUGAUCAAUGUUGUGAUUAAUGCAAAAUGAUUUGAUCUUCAGAAGAAUUUUUUUCCAGAAGCUUGAUUUUGAAUUUCAUGUUAUUUUAUUACAUGUAUUAUUAUUUUUUAAAAAUUUUUUUUUGGUGGGGUGGGGGAGUUGUUUCAUAAUACAAUGUCUUAACUGAUAAUAUUUGUCUUGUGGAAAGAAUUGUUAAAUAUCUCUGAGUUCUUUAAGUUGAAAGCAAGGAAUACUAAAAAUACUUCCAUAAUACAUGUAUAUGAGAGAGUUGAAUAAUUGUCAAAUGAUUUAAUACUGUGAUAAAGGAAAACCUUAUCUUUGUUUAUUUCUCCAGUUAUCCCCCACCCGACUUUCCAGGCAGGUGGGAAGCUUGGGGUUACUGUAACAUAAUCAACAUGUGAUAUUCUACAUUUUAAAAAAUCUGGACAUGAUGUGAUAAGUUAAUCAAUACAUGUAGAAUAGGGAGUAUAUUAAUCUUAAAGUAUUGUAGAGUUUGCAUGAGAUUUCCAUGGUUAUGUACUUUGAAAUUUGCACUUUUACAGAUUUUUAUAUUUUGAUAUGGAUAAUGAUAUUAAUGUUACAUAAAUUCAUUGUAAAGUGAAUUAUAAGUAAGUACAUGUUUGAAAAUAUAAUAAAUUUAAAUAUCAUAUAAAAUGAAAUGUACAUGUUGUACUUACCUAUUGGGGUUUUUGAAUGAAUUUAAUAUGUUUAUUUUUGCUAAAAUGUUAGUAUUCAAGUUGUAGAAAAAUUUUCUUAAUUAUUUUAUGUUAAACUUAACUUUUGUUGAAUUGUUAAGAUUAUUUCUAAUUGUUUAAGUGGCAGCAUUUAGCUUAUAUUUUUGUCAAUAAUUUGAUUUAGACAGUCUUACUUGUCUGUAAACAUCUUUAUUGUGCUGUUUAUCUACAAUUAAAGCUGGUAAUGUAGUAAUAAAUCUCUAUAAAAUGUAGAAAA
This is a messenger RNA of Ruditapes philippinarum (Manila clam), 5836 nucleotides long. Its product is annotated as histone deacetylase 6-like. Gene Ontology annotation, molecular function: zinc ion binding; histone deacetylase activity. NCBI's taxonomy places the organism in Eukaryota, Metazoa, Mollusca, Bivalvia, Venerida, Veneridae. The transcript has 38 exons. The coding region runs from base 133 to 3504 and encodes 1123 amino acids. Gene Ontology annotation, biological process: chromatin organization. The record is from RefSeq and is a predicted model, not a curated record. Gene Ontology annotation, cellular component: histone deacetylase complex.